Messenger RNA from Chionomys nivalis (European snow vole), 2862 nucleotides. It is a transcript of the gene Phaf1, whose product is annotated as phagosome assembly factor 1. NCBI's taxonomy places the organism in Eukaryota, Metazoa, Chordata, Mammalia, Rodentia, Cricetidae. Gene Ontology annotation, biological process: Golgi to plasma membrane protein transport. The transcript has 16 exons. Gene Ontology annotation, cellular component: synaptic vesicle membrane; trans-Golgi network; dendrite. The record is from RefSeq and is a predicted model, not a curated record. The coding region runs from base 248 to 1516 and encodes 422 amino acids.
UUUUGCUGCAGUUGCUCCGGACGCCGCUGCUGCUGUUAUUGCCGCUCCUGCCGCGGCUGCUGCCCUGGAGGUGAAGGGAGGUGAAGUGUGUUGUUGUGUCGGUGCUGCCGCCACCGCCCGGAACGGAGUGGCGAGCCGGACGUCCGCGGACUGGCGAGAGCGGCGAGUCAGCAGCUGCGUGGUCUCCUCAGGCCGGGUCCUGUCUGCGCUGCCGCAGAGAGGCCGCCCGGCCCUGCGAACCGAACCAAUGCUGGACCUGGAGGUGGUGCCUGAACGCUCUCUGGGGAACGAGCAAUGGGAAUUCACACUGGGAAUGCCCCUGGCUCAGGCAGUGGCCAUUCUUCAGAAGCACUGUCGCAUCAUCAAAAAUGUCCAGGUUCUCUACAGUGAGCAGUCUCCUCUAAGCCAUGACCUCAUCCUUAACCUGACUCAGGACGGGAUCAAACUACUGUUUGAUGCUUUCAAUCAGAGACUUAAGGUGAUUGAAGUUUAUGACUUGACAAAAGUAAAGUUAAAAUAUUGUGGAGUGCAUUUUAACUCUCAGGCCAUCCCUCCUACCAUUGAGCAAAUUGACCAGUCUUUUGGCGCAACACACCCUGGAGUGUACAACUCUGCUGAGCAGCUCUUCCACCUCAACUUCAGAGGACUGUCUUUCUCUUUUCAGCUAGACUCGUGGAUAGAGGCUCCCAAGUACGAGCCCAAUUUUGCCCAUGGUCUAGCUUCUCUUCAAAUACCCCAUGGAGCGACUGUAAAGCGAAUGUACAUCUACAGUGGAAACAGCCUCCAGGACACCAAGGCUCCUGUGAUGCCCCUGAGCUGUUUCCUGGGGAAUGUAUAUGCUGAAAGUGUGGAUGUUCUUCGAGAUGGAACUGGACCCUCAGGAUUGCGGCUUCGCUUGCUCGCUGCAGGUUGUGGACCUGGAGUAUUAGCAGAUGCCAAAAUGCGAGUAUUUGAGCGCUCAGUGUAUUUUGGCGAUUCUUGCCAGGAUGUCCUUAGCAUGCUUGGCUCUCCACACAAGGUCUUCUAUAAAUCCGAGGACAAGAUGAAGAUUCACUCUCCUUCCCCUCAUAAACAAGUUCCAUCCAAGUGCAAUGACUACUUCUUUAACUAUUUCACUCUUGGAGUGGACAUCCUCUUUGAUGCAAACACACACAAAGUGAAGAAGUUUGUCCUGCAUACCAACUACCCUGGGCACUAUAACUUUAACAUUUACCACCGCUGUGAGUUCAAGAUCCCACUAGCCGUAAAGAAAGAAAAUGCAAGUGGUCAGACCGAAACAUGCACAACCUACAGCAAGUGGGACAACAUCCAGGAGCUUCUGGGCCAUCCUGUGGAGAAGCCUGUUGUCUUGCACAGGUCCUCAUCCCCAAACAACACCAACCCAUUUGGCUCCACAUUCUGCUUUGGUCUUCAGCGGAUGAUCUUUGAGGUCAUGCAGAACAACCACAUUGCCUCAGUGACCCUGUAUGGCCCCCCUAGGCCUGGUGCCCACCUGAGAACAGCAGAACUGCCCUAAGGACAUCACUACCCAUUCCCUUCUGUCCAUGGAACUGUGCAUCACAUCCAGCUCAGUGGGUCUCUGUGCCACCCUGCGUGUUUUCUUGGGCACCUUGGCAGUGUUGAAGGGCUCUGGGAUUCGGAAGGAUUCAGGAGUGGGAUUCGUGUUGAGUCCUCUACCUUGAGACAGAGAACCCAGGUAUCCCUCUGUCCUGAGCCUGCUGUUGCCAGCAGAGAGCAGUCUGCAAAGAGAAGCACAAACUUUGGGCCUCGAUAACCUGGACCCAGGGCCUCUCAGUUACCGUGUAAUGAAGGACAUGUCAACCCCUGUCCUGCACACAUAGGGAAGAUGGGCUUUCUCUGGCUAAGGAAAUAGGUAUCUAGCAUGAGAACAGGGUCCUGCUUUUGGCCUGACAUUGCCGUGUGGUCCUAUGGUGAGCAGAGCAGGUACCAUGUCCAUAGUACUGGGUUGCAAUAUUUGCACUACAUCCACUUUAGCUACUUGAUGAGCUGGCUGUGGCUGGUGUGGCCCACAUGCCCUUUUCUGUUUCUUUUGUGCGAGUGCUCCCUGCCAGGCCCAGGUGGCACACCUAAGUGGUUGAAAUACAGUUUUGUACCAGGUAUGUACCCGGGCUGGGUUCCCACUGCUGCUCUGGGAGCCAGCCUUCAAGGUCACUUGUGUCUCUUGGUCCAGCCUGGCUGACAGGGCUGCAUGUUUCCAUCUUGUUUGCCUCUUUUAUUUAAUGCCAAAGUGUUAGCCAAAGACACCUUCCUCCUUCAGUUACAUUACAGCAUUCUGUUGUGCACUGUGGGCCAGCUCCCUGCCCCACUUCUGGGCACUGGCCUGGCCUGGCUGCUUGGUUCAAGGCCUAGGGGCUCACAGAAGAUUGGGCCGCUGCAUUUCUUACAUGGGUCUUGCUAAUGGGAAGUAGUAUAUAUGUGCUUUAAAAUAUUAAUCCUUUUGAAAAGAAUUGAGAAGAGAAACGUAAUUUUAUCCCAUUUUUAAUAUUUUGGUCUAGCAACUUGUGAUACAUAGAUGACAAUUUUGUGAGUUUUUCAAAUGUGUGUACAGAUUUUUGUAAAUAAUGACUUUUGUAAUUAACUCAUGUACAGCCUCAUCUUGUAUAGUUCAUGAUGAAUGUGCAGGGGGCCUGCCCCAGCUGUCUGUAUGGUUCCUGGGCCUACAGCCAGGCCUGUGUGGCACUCCCAUGACUGAUUGACAGGUGUCUUCCCAUUUGGACCUUGGUCUGGCCAGAGACCCUGCACGUCCCACUGUCAGGGUAGCCAGGACUGUUCCCAUCCUCUUGAAUAGAGGAUACCUCCUCAUCCCCUUUCCAAUAAAGCACCUAUGCCCACAGUGACAGC